UCAGUAUAAAAGCCAAAGGCAGAGGAGAGAAACAGUUUUCUUCAAAGUUGUUGCAGCUGGAAGUUUUGUUUGGAGUCCACGGACCCGCAGGCCGCUACGUAAAGGUGGUGCGUGCUUAACGGGAGGCGUAAAGUUUGACCAGGAGAUAAGAGAACCAAAGUAAACUCGAGUGCAAGGUUCAACUUACUUUACAAACAAAGAACUGUUGCGAGUCUAAAGCCAGCUGAAGAUGGCAGAAGGUGACUUUUACACGAUGGGAAACCGGCAGCGGUUUCCAAGAGACCCGUUUGGAGAAUCGCCGUUCCGGGAUCAGUCGCCGUUCCGGGAUCAGCUCGCAUCCCGGUUCAUGGAGGAUGAAUUCGGGAUGCCGCCUUUCCCUGACGACCUCGGGUUGGACUGGCCCGGUUGGGCUCGGCCUGGCCGGCUGAGCACGCGCCUCGGCCCGUCGCCCUUUGGCGGCGCUUUACGCACAGGGUUCCCCACGCGUCACUCCACGGGAGGCCCCGCACUUUACACCAGCAGGUACGGCGAGCCGUCCCCACGCAGCUCCCCCACGACCACAGAUGGCGAGCCCUGGAAGGUGUGCGUGAACGUCCACAGCUUCAAGCCAGAGGAAUUAAACGUUAAGACCAGAGACGGUUUUGUAGAGGUCUCAGGAAAACAUGAAGAAAAACAGGAGGAAGGAGGGAUUGUGACAAAGAAUUUCACAAAGAAAAUACAGAUCCCCACCGAUGUGGACCCCCUGACAGUUUUUGCUUCCUUGUCGCCUGAGGGUGUCCUCAUCAUUGAGGCUCGGCAGACUCCACCGUACUACCUCUUUAGCAGCGAAGACUCCCCAGGAGGGGAAAUUCAGGAUGUGGAGGCUCCGAAACCCCAAGAGGCCCCAGCAGUCUAAACUGGCACCCCCCGAAUAACACAAUCACAUAAAUCUGCAUAAUCAGUUAUGAGUUUGAAAUAAAAACUGCUCACUGAACUAUCAUCUUAUUUAAACACUUAGAGAAGAAAAUCUGAAAUAUAUUAGGGCAGGAAAUUCCCAUUGGAUGUCUGUGUUAAUAUUUCAUAAAACAGUACAUUCAUACAACAAAAAGCUCUUCCUAACAGGCAUGUUAUAGUAAUACAUUUUCUUCCUCAAGUACAACUAAGACUAUCAAGUCAUAUAACAUUUAUUUUCCAAAAGAAAAUAUGUAAUUGCAUCAUCAAUAAGUCACAAUUGAAACAUUUAUUUUGUAACACCUAUGCAAAAUCCAAAUAAGUAGAAAGAUAAAGAAAAUUGGUUGACUUUUUUUAUUUCUUUCUGUCUACAAUAAAUAUUUUCAAUAAGUAGUUUAUUAUUUAUUUUAUGUCUGCUUUUUACUAAAAGAAUGUCUCCUUUAUAAUAAAACAUAAAUAAUUGAUGAAAAAAACAUGAGUGAUGUGAUUUAAUUACGCUGUGUGCACUGAACAAAACUAACAAUUGUUUAAAAAGUAACACUUUUCUCCGUAUAUUGUUUGUCUAUAAGCAAUAUGGCUUAACACCAAUGGUGCCACUCUGUCAGGGGCGCCUUAUUGAUCAAUAGCAUUUGAAAGAUAAAAGCAAACAUUGGCUGUAGACUGAUUAGAAACACAUUGAAACACAUAUGUCUGAAAACACAAAGAGACCUUGAUGCUUUUUAGCAUCUGCAAGACCAAAAACUCCAAGGAUACCCAAUAUACAACUUGUUCAACUUUGUUUAGUUUAAUUGAUUUUUCUUAUCCAAAUAUUGUAAAAUCCCAUAUCUGGUAAUAUAUUAGUAUAUUUUAAUGCAUUAAUGUAUUUAAAUUGUGUCAUUUAGCAUUCAUGCCUAUUUACAUCUCUUUAGUAGAUUUUUUCCUCCCCAUUAGUUACCACAGGCCUUCAUUGCAUCAUCAGGUGUUGUAAUAUGCCCGCUUACUGAUGAUACUGUUUACAAAUGCAAACUGCAGGGGGCGUUAAAAUCAGGUUGUAAGUUAAUUUGUGUGUGCAGCUUGGUUGGAUUAGAAAUCCUUGAGUAGAAGUUAAUUCAUACAUUUUAACAAGGAACUGUUAGUGAAACAGGGAAUGAUUGUGCCUUAAUGUCUUUAUCAUAAAGUGGACCUGGAUGGUUCAUCUUUGUAUGCAUUAAUACUGUGUUGUAUAUAUACAUUUUAAUUGGUGCAAAAUUGUUUGAUGUAUUAAUUUGAAGUGUGCAUUUUUCUGUUAAUGAUUGCAUGAUUGCUUGAUGGACAAUUGACUUAUUUGUGAAAAGCAGUUUGUUUUCUGCAAUCCUCUCUGUUAAUGUCUUUUUACUGAGAAAUGCAAUUAAAGUAUCCGUCCUACA
Messenger RNA from Poeciliopsis prolifica (blackstripe livebearer), 2315 nucleotides. It is a transcript of the gene hspb8, whose product is annotated as heat shock protein b8. Gene Ontology annotation, molecular function: protein homodimerization activity. Lineage: Eukaryota; Metazoa; Chordata; Actinopteri; Cyprinodontiformes; Poeciliidae. Bases 230 to 895 code for a protein of 221 amino acids. The record is from RefSeq and is a predicted model, not a curated record. Gene Ontology annotation, biological process: cellular response to unfolded protein. Gene Ontology annotation, cellular component: cytoplasm; protein folding chaperone complex; nucleus. The transcript has 3 exons.